Messenger RNA from Oncorhynchus keta (chum salmon), 2804 nucleotides. Its product is annotated as trafficking regulator of GLUT4 1-like. The record is from RefSeq and is a predicted model, not a curated record. The coding region runs from base 12 to 563 and encodes 183 amino acids. Gene Ontology annotation, cellular component: membrane. Lineage: Eukaryota; Metazoa; Chordata; Actinopteri; Salmoniformes; Salmonidae. The transcript is spliced from 3 exons.
GUAUCUAAAGAAUGGCUAUCAACACGGAUGCCGCAUUUGGUAAAAGCGCCCUGGGGGAGAGGGAAGUCUCACAUCCCACCGACUUCCAAGACACAGAGAAACUCCUGAGCGCCGUGACCACCGAACCCACCGGGGAAAGCAGCCUCAAACCUUCCCACACAUCUCUCAACUUGAGAAGUAGCAUCCAUUCCCCGAAUGCCGAGCAGACCGGACACCAAUCGCCAUUAAGGUCAGGCUCUGCGCCAGUGUCCCCGUCCCAGCUGAGCUUCGGACCCCCCUUCGGACCCCCCCUCCUCCUCCUCCGCUCCCCGGUGCCACCCGGUUCAGAGCCGCCUAGCUACCUGUGGCUUGCGGUGUUGUCGUGCUUUUGUCUUGCUGUGCCGGUGAACAUGUUCGCGCUGUGGUAUGCUCACAUGUCGCAGUCUGUUCUCCAGACCGGGGAUGUAGACGGAGCUAAGAGGCUGGGUCGUCUCUCUCUGCUGCUCAGCUGUAUCUCCAUGUUCCUGGGUGUGGCCGUCAUCAUCUUCAUAGUGGUCACCGGAGACAUCCUCAGAUUAAAAUAAAUGAGCAUUGAGUAGAGGUGGAACAAGCUUAAUACCAAAGAAAAGCAACACUGAAAACUGAAGUCAUGAAUGAAUUCAAGCCAAACCAAAGAAUAGAAGCCAUCACUUACAUUCUGCGAGAAUAUGCUCUGUUAUGAUCCAAAGCCCAAAGGGAGGAAAGUAGAAUGAGUGAAAUAUCUUUGACUCUAAGCAAGGCUACUCUGAAACAACAGGAAGAACUCUAUGAUCAGUAACAGUACUACCAUAAUCUAUUCACACGCAUUACAAAGGUAUUUCAUAACAUAGGUACCAUAUACCAGUGUGCUUCCAUGUGCUUUUUCUAAAGAGUAUACAAAAGUUUUAACUGCUGCUGAGGCUCACAAUGGACUCUCAUGGCCGUCAUUCCUCCAGUGUCUCUUAGAGUGCAUCUCAAAUGGCACCCUAUUCCCUAUAAAGUGCACUACUUUAGACCUGGGCCCAUCAAGCCCAUAGAGUUCUGGUCAAAAUUAGUGUACACAGUGCCUUGCAAAUGUAUUCAUCCCCCUUGGAAUUUUUCCUAUUUAGUUGCAUUACAACCUGUAGUUUAAAUGUUUUUUAUUUGGAUUUCAUGUAAUGGACAAACACAAAAUAGUCCAAAUUGGUGAAGUGAAAUGAAAAAUAGUACCUGUUUAAAAAUGUUAAAACAAAAGGAAAAGUGGUGCGUGCAUAUGUAUUCACCCCAUUUGCUAUGAAGCCCCUAAAUAAGAUCUGGUGCAACCAGUGAUCUUCAGAAGUCACAUAAUUAGUCAAAUUAUAAAGUCCACCUGUGUGCAAUCUAAGUGUCACAUGAUCUGUCACAUGAUCUCAGUAUAUAUACACCUGUUCUGAAAGGCCCCAGAAUCUGCAACACCACCAAGCAAGCGGCAUCAUGAAGACCAAGGAGCUCUCCAAACAUGUCAGGGACAAAGUUGAAGAAGUACAGAUCAGGGUUGGGUUAUAAAAAAAUAUUAGAAACCUUGAACAUCCCACAGAGCACCAUUAAAUCCAUUAUACAAAAAAUUGAAAGAAUAUGGUACCACAAAAAACCUGCCAAAAGAGGGCCAACCACCAAAAGUCAGACCAGGGAAGGAGGGCAUUAAUCAGAGAGGCAACCAAAGAGACCAAAGAUAACCCUGAAGGAGCUGCAAAGCUCCACAGCGGAGAUUGGAGUAUCUGUCCAUAGGACCACUUUAAGCCGUACAAUCCACAGAGCUGGGCUUUAUGAAAAGGUUUCCAGAAAAAAACAAUCGAACACGUUUGGUGUUCACCAAAAGGUAUGUGGGAGACUCACCAAACAUAUUGAAGAAGGUACUCUGGUCAGAUGAGUCUAAAAGUGUGCUUUUUGGCCAUCAUGGAAAACGCUAUGUCUGGCACAAACCCAACACCUCUCAUCAUCCCGAGAAUACCAUCCCCACGGUGAAGCAUGGUGGUGGCAGCAUCAUGCUGUAGAGAUGUUUUUCAUUGGCAGGGACUGGGAAACUGGUCAGAAUUUUAAGGAAUGAUGGAUGGCGCUAAAUACAGGGAAAUCCUUAGGGAAACCUGUUUCAGUCUUCCAGAGAUUUGAGACUGGGAUGGAGGUUCACCUUCCAGCAGGACAAUGACCCUAAGCGUAUUGCUAAAGCAGCACUCGAGUGGUUUAAGGGGAAACGUUUAAAUGUCUUGGAAUGGCCUCGUCAAAGCCCAGACCUCAAUCCAAUUGAGAAUCUGUGGUAUGACUUAAAGAUUGCUGUACACCAGUGGAACCCAUCCAACUUGAAAUCCGAGUGGCUAGAUGUGCCAAUCUUAAAGAGACAUAAAGAGACUUGUUUUAAUUGCUGCAAAGGGUGGCUCUACAAAUUGACUUUGGGUGGGUGAAUAGUUAUGCAUGCUCAAGUUCAGGUUUUUUGUGUUAUUCUUGUUUGUUUCACAAAAAAUAUAAUUUGCAUCUUCAAAGUGGUAGGCAUGUUGUGUAAAUCAAAUGAUGCCCCCCCCCAAAAUAAAAUCCAUUUGAAUUCCAGGUUGUAAGGCAACAAAAGGCAAAAAUGCCAAGUGGGAUGAAUACUUUCGCAAGCCACUGUAUAAAAAGGAAUAAGGUGACAUUAGGAAAGCAUCCUUAGAGGGUUAGCUAUGACUAAUGAUAUGAGAAUAGACGGAGCUGUUUUGUUAAGUGUGUUUUCAUGUAUGUGUUUGAUUCCUGUAGUGUUUCUCGGAACUAAGAAUAUAUAAAUAGCUUUGUGAAGAAUUAAAACAGCGUUUCUAACUCUU